This is a messenger RNA of Solea senegalensis (Senegalese sole), 1260 nucleotides long. RefSeq names its product dysbindin. Gene Ontology annotation, cellular component: cytoplasm. The transcript has 4 exons. The coding region runs from base 129 to 746 and encodes 205 amino acids. Gene Ontology annotation, biological process: negative regulation of protein kinase activity. Lineage: Eukaryota; Metazoa; Chordata; Actinopteri; Pleuronectiformes; Soleidae. The record is from RefSeq and is a predicted model, not a curated record.
AGCAGCAGCAGCAGUGACUGUGGAUCAGAGGAGGAGCAGAAGAGGAGGAGGAGGAGGAGGAGGUGGGAGACGACUGGCUGUCUCUCUGCUUAACUCUCAUUUAUUUCCCACGAUUCUUCACCAGCAACAUGAGCUCCUCAUCCUCAUCCAACAGCCUGCACAACAGACGCCUGCCCUCGGAGACUGAGCGAGGCCAGAGGCUCCCUGAUGUGGACGCAGCGCAGCAGCUCAAACUGAGAGAGAGGCAGCGUUUCUUUGAGGAGGUCUUCCAACACGACGCGGAUGUCUACCUGUCCUCAGCACACCUUUGCAUCCGAGACUACAGGAGACCCCCCAUUGGCAGUGUCUCAUCCAUGGAGGUGAAUGUGGACAUGCUGGACCAGCUGGAUCUGACUGACAUCUCUGACCAGGAGGCUUUGGAUGUCUUCUUCAGUUCUGGGGAGGAGGGAGUGCUGACGUCCCCACUGCCAGGUACAAAAAACACAUUCCAAGGAAACAAUAACAACGAGGAAGUCAUCAGCAAUGGACUCUACCGACACGUCCUUGAGGGUCUUGAUGCAAAGUCUCGGAUGUCCUCGACGUCUUCAAGCUCCUCUUGCGACAGCCAGAGCACCAACGCCAACGGGGAAGAUACACCUGAAGUGGGGUCGGACAAUGACGAAACACACAGUAGCACUGUCAAGAGGAGAGCCGCACCUUCAGAGAUAGUGAGAGUGAAAGCUCAGACUUCACCUUCACCUUUCUAAGGACGCACCCUCCUAACAAUGGAUCUCCACCUGCAGGAUGGUAGCUGACUGCUGGGAUGGGGCAAACAGAGGUUUUGUUAUGACAGCUACUGAAAAAAGGCUUCUCAAUCUUUCACAAACUGGUUCUUAUGACUGCUCUUGACCUUCCUUUGAUUUAUGCGUUGUGGGUUGGGUGCUGUGUGUUUUGGAGUGUAAAUAUCGGUGCUUCCAUUAAUUAUCACCAGCUUCAUUCUUGUUCUGGCAUGUUUGACAGACAAAAUCUCUUCCUAUGUUACUUCCCUCACAGGAUUUUGUAGAAGAUGGAUGACUCGUGUUGUACGGUGUUAACACAUACAGCAAAUAAUAACAUCAAGUGAGUGGCUUCAGGUACAGUGUGGUAGAUGAAGUCACCCAAAUGUUAAAUGUGUUGUCUUUGAACAUUGUGCUGACAAUGCAAAUUCUGCUAACUCCAAUUUCAAUGGACUCUUUAAAAAAUGAUUUCUUUGGUUUAUCAAUAAAGAAAUGUUUAAUCACA